AUGAAUGACCCUGGGCUUGAUGACGCUAUUGCUGAUGAGGCAGUGGCUCUCGAUAACACCUCUAGCAAUCACAAGGACAAGGCGAAUCAAGAUGCAUUAACUCAAGAUGCGAAGUACCCUCAAGCUGCUCGGUGGUGGUUUGCAAGUACAGUAUAUCCCCUGACAGCUGGAACAUUCGGUCCAAUGGCCAGCGCAUUCAAUAUAUGCUCCCUAUCCCAACCUUGGCGAAUGGACUUAACGAGCACGGGCGGACUAGACGUCCCCGAUCCAAAAUGGGCCAUCGCCAUAAACGCAGUAUCCCUAUUCUUUGCCCUAACAGCAAAUCUAGCCUUAUCCCUCAACAUGGCCAGACGAAUCCGCUUCGAAAUUGCCCAGCCCAUAAUUAUAAUCGGCUGGUAUAUCUCAUCAGCACUCCUGAUAUCAAUCCUCAUCCCCUUUGGCGUCCUCAUGUACAAACCAGAGAACGACGGCCGUGUCUACUCCCAGUCUUACUUCUACGGUGCAUUCGCGGCGGGAAUAUACUUCAUUAUCUCGUCGUUGAUGCUAGUCACCGGCUAUGGUGCCUGGAAGGGCCACUACAGUCGUGAAUACAAGUUGACGACUAGCCAGCGGACGCUCAUGCUGCAGACGAUUAUCUUUUGCAUUUACCUGCUUGGUGGGUCCGCUGUCUAUGCUCGUAUUGAGGGCUGGAGGUUUCUCGAUGCGGUUUAUUUCGCGGAUUUCACGCUGCUGACGAUCGGAAUUGGGAAUUUCGCGCCUGCGACCCAUCUUGGGCGUGGGCUUUUGUUUCCUUAUGCCAUUGGUGGCAUUGUCAUUCUUGGUUUGAUCAUUUCUUCCAUCCGGACUCUUAUGUUGGAGAAGGGGAGGCAGAAGGUUGGGGAUAUGCUCACGGCUCGCACGCACAAAUUUCUCAUUAAGCAGGCUUUCUCGGAAGGGUCUCGGUUGCAUGGCGUUGUACCUGCGCUGGGGAAAGAGAGUGCCGAGGCUGACGGUCGGAGUGAGCGUGAGCAACGGAAGAGGGAGUUCAUUGCUAUGAAUCAAGUGCGCGACUUGGCGAAUGUUCAGCACAAGUGGCUCUCGCUUUUAAUUUCGCUGACGCUUUGGAUGGCUAUGUGGUUUAUUGGUGCUGUCGUCUUCUGGCGCUCUGAGUCUGUGCGGGACUGGACGUAUUUCGAGGCGUUGUACUUUGCGUACACGACUCUUCUUACGAUUGGCUAUGGUGAUAUAUAUCCGAUCAGCAGUUUGGGAAAAGCGUUUUUCGUUUUUUGGUCUUUGCUUGCUGUUCCGACAAUCACAAUUCUCAUUUCGAAUAUUGGGGAUACGCUUAUUCGCUUUAUUCGGGAUAUGACAUUGUUCAUUGGUGAGAUCACGAUCUUGCCUGGCGAUCAGUCUUUCGUCGAUAAGAUCAAGGAUCUGUUCCACAUGUCUUGGAUUGGAUGGUGGCUUGAAGAUAAAACCGGCGAGAAGACGGGAUCCUCCAAGGAAAAGGCCAGCACAACUACUGGAAAAGGAAGCGACUCAGCUGCGCCCCACAAUGGCAUCAGUCAACUGGAAGCAGAAGAGCUAGACAAGGGACAGCAGGCUCAUCAGGGCGGCGAUAUCAUCGCUGAGAAUGUUCAUCAUUAUCACUACAUUCUCUUCAAAGAAGUCCGCAAGAUGAUCGAGUAUGCUUCCAAUCAUCCGUCUCGACAGUUCGACUACUUAGAAUGGGAGUACUAUCUCGGUCUGAUCGACGGCAAGAACAAGCCAGAUGCCACCACUGGCAAUGCCUCUGGUGAAGAACGCAACAAGAGACAAGGAGGGGGGGGCAACGACUGGAGGUGGAUCGACAAGGAGAGUCCACUCUUAGGGCACAAGACCGAGGUUGAGUGGCUACUUGGGGCAUUGACAGAGGCUCUAGAUCGUGAGCUGAGGAAAGCUAGCCAUUUUCAAGCAUCAGAAAGCGAGAAUCAUACCAAGGAAAGCAGAAAUUCUGAAGCAGAGACCGAUGGUGGAGCCAAGGACGUGGAAGUGGCCGCAUACUGA
Messenger RNA from Penicillium antarcticum, 2025 nucleotides. RefSeq names its product potassium channel family protein. Bases 1 to 2025 code for a protein of 674 amino acids. Gene Ontology annotation, cellular component: membrane. Gene Ontology annotation, biological process: potassium ion transmembrane transport; stabilization of membrane potential. The record is from RefSeq and is a predicted model, not a curated record. NCBI's taxonomy places the organism in Eukaryota, Fungi, Ascomycota, Eurotiomycetes, Eurotiales, Aspergillaceae. The transcript has 3 exons. Gene Ontology annotation, molecular function: potassium ion leak channel activity.